Molecule: messenger RNA, 716 nt
Organism: Malaya genurostris
Lineage: Eukaryota; Metazoa; Arthropoda; Insecta; Diptera; Culicidae
Gene: Vps25
Product: vacuolar protein-sorting-associated protein 25
Exons: 2
Coding region: 150-671 (173 amino acids)
Biological process (GO): protein transport to vacuole involved in ubiquitin-dependent protein catabolic process via the multivesicular body sorting pathway
Cellular component (GO): ESCRT II complex
Molecular function (GO): structural molecule activity; protein homodimerization activity
Source: RefSeq, a predicted model, not a curated record
GCAUAUGCAUAUAUACUGAAGUAUUGCAAUGAUACGGGAUGACUUAUAAUACUAUAGGCAUUAUAGGUUGUUAAUAUAAUUGCAAAAUUGUAAACAAUGAUAUCGAACAUUUAAAAAAAGUAGAUUAGCUAUAAUUUUUUAGUAACCAAAUGGCUGAUUAUCAGUGGCCUUGGGAAUACAAUUUUCCUCCGUUUUUCACAGUUCAACCUCAUGUAAAAACGAAAGAACAUCAAUUAAUGAUUUGGAAAUCGUUGGUUUUAAGCUACCAAAAACAUAACCGACAAGCGGUGUUGAACAUUAAUGAAGAUAGUGAACUGUUUGAAAACAAAAGUAUUUCAAGAAAAUUGUCCCCUGAAGGACGACUUUGGGUAAUGGAAGAGUUGUCGAAGUCUGGUAAUGCAUCACCUGUGGACAAGCGUAAACAACAAUGGGAAGUCUACUGGCACACACUGGAAGAGUGGAGUGCACUAGUAUAUGACUGGGUCGUUGCAAACGGAAUGACUAAUACUGUAUGUACAAUCUACGAAUUAGUUUCCGGAGAUACAAGCAUUGGAGAAGAGUUUCACAGUUUAGAUCAAGAAGUAUUCAAAAAGGUGUUGAAGUUGCUAGAAGCUAGAGGUAAAUGUGAAAUAAUUGCAUUUGAAGAUAACGAAGGUGUAAAAUUUUUCUGAUACGUCUGAUAUAUAUGUAAAUAUAUUUAAAAUCGUUUAAGUAAA